Molecule: messenger RNA, 1581 nt
Organism: Penicillium cinerascens
Lineage: Eukaryota; Fungi; Ascomycota; Eurotiomycetes; Eurotiales; Aspergillaceae
Exons: 1
Coding region: 1-1581 (526 amino acids)
Biological process (GO): nucleolar large rRNA transcription by RNA polymerase I
Cellular component (GO): RNA polymerase I core factor complex
Molecular function (GO): RNA polymerase I core promoter sequence-specific DNA binding; TBP-class protein binding
Source: RefSeq, a predicted model, not a curated record
AUGGGAGUGGGCGAUUACGUCCACUCCAAGGAGGCCGGGCAGCCCCGUGUCCCCCCCGACUUAGGCCCGUCGCAGCGCCAAUUGCGGGCCGCGCAAGCAAAAAUUGAAAUGCCCAUCGCGCAUCUGGACAGAUCGAACAUGAACGGAAAUUCUGUCCCGCUGGGGCUAGGUUUUCAGGGGGCGCCUCUCCCUCCAGACCAACAUUCCCGUACACUCCCUGAAAAUGGACACCCGCGGGACGUAUUUGACACCGACGUGGAAGCCAUCGAUGAUUCGACCAUCGCAGCAACCAGUGUUUUCGGCUAUGACGAUGGUCACUCUCCGACAGCACCUAACGAAAACGUUCCUUUUAAUGAAACAUCCCCUCGGCCAUCUUACCUGCCUCGGCCUACUCGUCAUGCCCGAGCAUCUUGGUAUGGUGGCAGCCUGGGUGACAAAGUCAUGAAGAAGGCAGGAUUUGACUCCGACGAUGCGCAUGAUACCUCGAGCCAAGUAACGUCGUCUGCUGGGGCGGACGACGAGAAAACCGAAGAGCCCAAAGAACCCAGCAGCUGGUUCUUGUCUCACAAGCAUCGUUCAGCGGAAGAGCCGCUCAGCAAACGCCUCGAGAACUUUUGGUCUGCGAGUAAAAGAGUUUCAAAAUCCGUGGAUCGGCCACAGGCAGAAUCUCGUUCAUCGCCUCCUGUGAAUCCAAUCCCGGAACCUCAGCCACGGAAACUGGGCCAUAUGCUGCCUCCCACCGGGCCUAGGAAGAUCAUCCUGCCACCAGCCACGUCUGGAACACCAAGAACGCGCUUCAGUCCACCCAAGCCAUCACUGCUGGAUCAGCUGGAUAUCUCACCAACUCGUCAUAGUUCCGAGCCGCCACUACAAGCUGGGCGAACUCUCAGCAUGACGGCUUUCCAUCCCGCCGAGCAUAGCGAUGAUGAGGACGAAAGCGAAGCUGGCAUUGAUGAAACGAUACGAGUCGAUAGCCGCCGUGAAAGUGGUCAAUCCUCCAAUAUCUUCGAUGUCACAAACCUGGCGGAUCUCGAUCGCAAUGGCGACGAUGAACUGAUGCAAGACCCAUUUCUCUCACAAUCCACCACGCGUGCCCGCCGCAACACGGUGAUUAACACCAAAAAACGACCCAUUGAAGCCGACUACCCUCCACACCUGCUGUACCAAAAGUCCUUUGCUGAAUUGCAAGCUGAACCUUUCGACAAAACUCCGACUCCUCCUCCCCCUCCUGCUAGAUCACCUUCAUUGCCGCCACAGCCCUCGGUGGCCCCAUUCACACAGUCUCCGGAUAAUGCUGUCUCGAAUCUAAUGAUACUUCCCGAGCAAGACCGUCAGACAUACCUGGCUCGCAUGUCUGUCGACGAAUGGGAAGACUGUGGAGACCAGAUCAUUGACCGAUUCACCCAUCUCCUCACCGAGAUGAAGAAUCUGCGUCGUGCUCGUCGUCGCACUGCUGCUAUUUUCGAGAACGAAGUUAAGCGUCGCCACGAUGGGGUCGAAGCGCAGAAUGUCGAACUGUCGGCAAAACUAGAUGAAAUGAGAACAGGAGGCGUGGAGGUCCUGCGCGGACGAAAUGGAUGA